CCAUCUUCCCAUCCAAAAGUAGAAGGAAGCUAUUAUUAUACAUACUCUCCUUAGAACAGAGAGAUUAAAGUGAGAUAUAGAAGAAGAGAUGGCCGGAGGAGGUUUAGGUGGACGGCCGGUGAUGGUGGUCGCCGUGUUCUUCGCUAGCCUUGCAGUUGUUGUUCCGAUGAUCUCGGCAGCCACGAGUCACACAGUUGGGGGUUCGACGGGGUGGACCAUCCCGCCUAACGCCAGCUUUUAUCCAAAGUGGGCAGAUUCGCAGCAAUUCGUCGUUGGAGAUACUCUGGUGUUUAAUUUCCCAACCAGCGCUCACACAGUGGCGGAGGUCCCGAAAUCGAGCUACAACGUAUGCAGUAACCGCAACCAGGUGGGCCCCAUCCUGUCCACCGGGCCCGCCACCGUCCCCCUCACUUCCGCCGGCGAACACUACUUCAUCUGCACCAUUACCGGCCACUGCUCCCUGAACCAAAAGGUAGCCAUCACCGUCGCUGCCGGCCCAUCUUCCCCGACACAGUCCCCCGUUCCCGGAGACUCUCAGGAAGGUCCGGCACCUUCGCCGACUGCUGGGGACCAGCCGGGAAGCUCCCCGCCGAGCGGCGGGGGCCCUCCGACGUCGAUGCUCGGGAUUGCGGUGGGGGCGGCUGCCGGGGUUAUUAUGGCGGUUGCUCUUUGGUAGAUGAAGUGAAGUUGGGUGAUUUUUUUGGUGAUGAUUUGUAGGGUUACUGUUUUUAUGUUUGAUUUCUAUGUAUUUUGAGUUGGUGAUUGAUUGAGGUUUUCAUUUCUCCUUUCAUUGUAUUUUAUUAUUUUGCUUUUUGUAAUAAGAGGAGAUAUAGCUAUAUU
Messenger RNA from Phalaenopsis equestris, 840 nucleotides. Its product is annotated as mavicyanin-like. The record is from RefSeq and is a predicted model, not a curated record. NCBI's taxonomy places the organism in Eukaryota, Viridiplantae, Streptophyta, Magnoliopsida, Asparagales, Orchidaceae. The transcript has 2 exons. Gene Ontology annotation, cellular component: plasma membrane. Gene Ontology annotation, molecular function: electron transfer activity. Bases 89 to 676 code for a protein of 195 amino acids.